This is a messenger RNA of Lepisosteus oculatus (spotted gar), 2985 nucleotides long. NCBI's taxonomy places the organism in Eukaryota, Metazoa, Chordata, Actinopteri, Semionotiformes, Lepisosteidae. The record is from RefSeq and is a predicted model, not a curated record.
AUGGAAGAAUUAAUACAGCAGUUGUCCCAGGCCACCCUCGCCCAAUUCCAGGCAUUAAAAGGACAACGAGAAGCUAACGAAGCGCAAUUGGAGGCGAACCAAAUCCAAAAAGAAACCAACGAACGAAUUAUAGAGGAGCAAAAAUUAAUACGCGCAGAGUUGUGCAGGUUAAGGGAAGAAAUCCGGCAGGCCCCGGUAGCGGGGAGAGGCACCGCUCAGGAAGAACAAAUUACGCUAGAAAAGAUGACUGAGCUUGAUGAUGUGGAAGCGUAUUUAACCACCUUUGAAAGAACUGCAGCUCGAAAUGCAUGGCCCGAAGAGCAAUGGGCUGGGAGAGUAGCCCCUUAUUUAAUUGGAGAAGCCCAAAAGGCAUAUUAUGAUUUAAAAGAAGAAGAUGCAGAGAAUUAUGAGACUCUGAAAAACGAAAUAUUGGCAAGACUAGGGGUAACCAUGGCGAUACGAGCAGUCUGGUUCCACAAUUGGAGCUACCAGAUGAACAAGCCUACGAGGUCUCAGAUGUUUGACCUGGUACAUCUGGCAAAUAAAUGGCUCCAACCAGAAGAAUUAAACCCAGGACAGGUGGUAGAAAGGGUGGUGUUGGAUCAUUUUGUGAGGAGUCUGCCUGUGCACCUGAAAAGGAAAGAAGAAGGGCAUUUAGCCAGCUAUUGCCCCGGCCUGCCCGAACCCAUGCAGGUAGACCCCAGAGAUGAAGCCCUAUGCAACUACCUUACAGCAGGGGUCCCGACACGCGAGGAUCCCCAUCUUAUGAAAAUUGAGAUAGAGGGAGAACCCAUCGAGGCCUUAUUGGACUCUGGCAGUGCGAUUUGGAACACGAUUCAAUCAGCUAGGCCAAGACCAAUCCCCUGGCCGGAAGACAGUGGUGACGCCCCUACCGGCGACCCUGAUGAGACGGACCCACAAGAAAGCGGAACUGAACUUGUAGUUGAGUUUGGAAAUAUGGAACUACCGAACUGGGAACACCCAGAACGUUGGGGUAAGUUUGGGACGGCCCAACUAGAAGAUGGGAACUUGAGACAUGCGUGGGGACAUGUCAGGAAAACUGAUGGGGAGUGGUGUACUGAUCCUAACACAGUGAGUUACCCAUAUUUUAUGACAAAGAAUAAUCUCCUUUAUCAAGUGCAGCAGAAGGGACAGGAAGAAGUGGAACAACUCCUUAUUCCCCGGCCUUACCAGAUGAAGCUCCUCAACUUGGCCCAUAGCCACCUCAUGGGUGGGCACCUGGGGGUAAAGAAGACAUCCGAGAGACUCCUCUCUAGGUUCUUUUGGCCAGGGAUCUAUAAGGCCGUCGAGAAGUACUGUCGGGAAUGCCCCGAGUGUCAGAAAAGUGCGCCACAACCUUAUAGGAACCCUUUGAUUCCCCUCCCAAUUAUUGAAACCCCCUUCGAACGGAUUGGGAUGGAUUUAGUGGGGCCCCUGAUCAGAACCACCAAGGGUCACCAAUAUAUUCUAGUAAUAGUAGACUAUGCUACCAGGUACCCCGAAGCCAUUCCGUUGAGAGCUGCCACCGCCAAAAACAUAGCUAGGGAGCUAGUACAACUGUUCGCUCUAGUCGGAAUUCCUAAAGAGAUCUUAACUGAUCAAGGAACACCUUUUAUGUCGAAAGUCAUGCGAGACUUAUGUAAGCUGCUGGGUAUACAGCAGAUCCGAACCUCUGUUUAUCACCCUCAAACCGAUGGCCUAGUAGAACGUUUUAAUAAGACCCUGAAAAGCAUGCUUAGGAAGACGAUGCAAAAGGAUGGAAAAAAUUGGGAUCAGCUGCUCCCGUAUCUCAUGUUUGCGGUUCGAGAAGUACCGCAGGCUUCGACUGGAUUUUCCCCCUUUGAAUUAUUAUACUCUCGGAAACCACGGGGCCUAUUGGACGUGGUCAAAGAAUCGUGGGAACAUCAACCUUCCCCUUUACAAACUAUCAUUGAGCAUGUGGAACAGAUGAGAGAAAGAAUAAAUGUUAUUGUUCCCUUAGUGAAAGAAAACCUGGAAAAAGCCCAGGCUCAACAACAACAAAUUUAUAAUAGGGGAGCAGUUGCGAGGGAAUUUCAGAUUGGGGACAGAGUACUGGUGCCAACCCCAGAGUGUAAAUUCUUGGCAUCCUGGCAGGGACCUUAUGAAGUGGUGGAAAAGGUGGGGCCAGUCAACUAUAAGGUCAAGCAACAUGACAGAAGACGGCAGCAUCAAAUCUACCACGUCAAUUUGCUGAAAAAAUGGCAUGGCUCCGAAGUUCUGCUCACCCACUUUUCCCCAGACCCUCUGGAAGAAGAAACGGGUGUGGUAGCCGUGGGAGACCUGGCUCCGGCACAAAAACAGAAACUACAAGAAUUCCUGUCCCAAAACAAAGAUGUUUUUUCCCGGACACCUGGUCGAACCCACCUUGUACAACAUAAGAUCGUCACGGAACCGGGGGAAAAGGUAAGGCUACCCCCGUAUCGAGUACCAGAAGCCAAACGGAAACUGAUUAAAGAAGAGGUGGGUAAAAUGCUGGAGAUGGGAAUAAUCGAGGAAUCCCAUAGUGAGUGGGCUAGCCCGAUAGUUCUGAUCCCCAGGCCGGAUGGAACUAUCAGAUUUUGCAACAAUUUCAAAAGGUUAAAUGAGAUCUCGCGGUUUGAUGCAUACCCCAUGCCCUGUAUAGAUGAACUAAUCGAGCGAUUAGGUAAUGCUCGAUACAUCAGCACCCUUGAUCUUACGAAGGGAUAUUGGCAAGUGCCGCUGGCCAAAGAAGAUAAAGCCAAAACCGCUUUUGCCAAACCUGAAGGACUAUAUAUGUAUAGAUUCGUACCCUUCGGUUUGCAUGGCGCUCCCACAACAUUCCAAAGAUUGAUGGACCGAAUUCUGAGACCGUAUCGGGAUUUUGCAGCCGCCUACUUGGAUGACGUUGUAAUCCACAGCAUGACCUGGGAACAACAUCUACAACACCUGGAAGCAGUAACUGGAGCGUUGCGAGCAGCAGGAUUAACGGCCAACCCAAAUUAA